Molecule: messenger RNA, 3974 nt
Organism: Cottoperca gobio
Lineage: Eukaryota; Metazoa; Chordata; Actinopteri; Perciformes; Bovichtidae
Gene: asxl2
Product: ASXL transcriptional regulator 2
Biological process (GO): positive regulation of transcription by RNA polymerase II; animal organ morphogenesis
Cellular component (GO): PR-DUB complex
Molecular function (GO): peroxisome proliferator activated receptor binding; DNA binding; chromatin binding
Source: RefSeq, a predicted model, not a curated record
UCCAACAUGGCAGACGGAGUGGGUCUUACGCGGUAACUAAAGCAACAUUUCAACUGGAACAGACACAUUCAACACUACCCUGCUGCAACAGGACAUCAACAAUGAGGGAGAGACAGAAGAAAAAGAAAGGGAGGACGUGGGCGGAAGCCGCUAAAACGGUUUUGGAGAAAUACCCUAAUACGCCCAUGAGCCAUAAAGAGAUCCUGCAGGUGAUCCAAAGAGAAAGGCUUAAGGAAAUAAGAAGUGGAACCUCGCCGCUGGCAUGUCUGAACGCAAUGCUGCACACAAACUCCCGUGGGGAUGAGGGGAUCUUCUACAAAGUUCCAGGCAGAAUGGGCGUCUACACAUUAAAGAAGGACGUCUCAGAUGUGGCGAAGGAGCUGUCUGACGAGGGCUCUGAGGACAGCAGUGACAAUCUUUCGGACUCCCAAAGCACAGAAAACAACAGCAGUGCCAUCGCAGGAGAGGGCCGGAGAGGACGGUGGAUGCGGAGAGUUCCCUCCAAGCUGCAGUCACAGCCGUCCUCUCCGCAGCCUCGAUGCUCGUCGCCUUCUGUCCCCAGCAGUAAACUCAUCUCUCCCUCUCAGAAACACAGCAAGAAAGCUUUGAAACAGGCCUUGAAGCAGCAGCAACAGAGAAACCAGCGCAGACAAGUGGGAAUGCCAACCACCUCCAGUCCUAGACUGCUUCUGAAAACCAUCAAAGAUAUGGCUGACAACAUUACUACAAAGACUGACUGCCACCCCGUCGUCCCCAGGAAGGUUUCUCAGAGGUCCGGCCGCCUUAGUGCCGGGCAGCUGAAACGUACCAAGUGUAAAAUAGAUGUGGAAACACCAGACUCCAUUUUGGUUAACACCAACUUGCGUGCGAUCAUCAACAAGCACACCUUCUCUGUCCUUCCUGCAGACCGCCAACAGAGGCUACUGAAACUUCUGCCUGAAGUUGACCGGCAGGCUUGCAUUGACGGCCUACUGAAGGUCACUAGUUCUGCAUUGAACAAUGAGUUCUUCACAUCAGCAGCUCAGUCUUGGAAGGAGAGGCUGGCCGAGGGGGAAUUCACUCCUGAGUUGCAGCUACGAAUGCGCCAAGAAAUUGAGAAGGAAAAGAGAGUUGAGCUCUGGAAGGAAACCUUCUUUGAAAACUAUUAUGGUGAAAAUUCUGGGCUCAGCUUUGAGGAAUCCAAAGAGCUGACAAAGGCUGAUGUGAAUCAGGAGUCUGCCAGGCCCCAGUCCCCCCGUCAUCAGACAGCAGAGAAUCCCAAGGGCACCAAGGACACCGGCCGGACUGAUGCUGCUGCUACCGCUGUGAAAGACAUGAAGCCAACUAAGGAGCCUCUGAAGGCACAGCCUGCUCAGAGAGAGCCAGUCUCCACCACUGAGCCCAUGAAGACACGGCGCUCGCAGUACGCCGAGGAUCGAAAGUUGAACGCAGCAGCGGCAGCACAGUCUGGGCUGACAUCUGCAGUGAAAACACCAGAGGUUGAGAGGCCGACUGUACGGGCUGCGGUAGCUACUCUGCCUGAAAAGGAGCAAAAAGAGGAAGUGAAGGAGGUUAAAACUGAGCUCCCGCAGUCGCCUGUGAAGAAAAACCCUCCACCGAAAAGUUCAGAGUUAAAAGAGGAUCAGCCGGUGUCUGUGGUUAAGCCUGCUGAGGAGAGCGAACAGGUCAUCUCUGAGCCCAGUGCCCCCUCAGAGCCGCUGAAAAGGAAAUCUCUCAGUGAGAUUGGGGAUGAAUUGACACCAGAGAAAAGGCCCCGCAUGUCGUCGGUUUCCUCAGUGUCUUCAGUCUCCUCUGUGUCUCCUUCAGCGUCGUCCAUAUCAAGCCCUGCUACACCGACGUCGAGUCAGAGGGUUCCACCACUCAAGAUCCCAGUGUCCCGAAUUCUCCCCAUUCCUUUGUCACCUAGUCAGGUCUCACCCAGGACUCCCCUCCCGGCCCCGCUCAGCAGCACUGGCCAUACUGGCGCUCGCACUUUGGCUGACAUCAAAGCCAAAGCUAAGCUUGCUCGAGCGCAGAGAGCAGCGGCUGCCGCAGUAUCGUCUGCAUCGAAGGGAGCGGUGCCAGGCCCGGGGCCAGGGGGAGGCAGUGGUGAGCAGACGCAGCCAUCGCCGAGCCCCAGCCCAACGUCCUCACAGGCAUCAAGCAUAUUACCAGCCUCCAGUCACACCAGUACACCUCCUCCUCGCCCUCUGGACUUUGUUGGCCAACUAAGCCCAAACCGGUCUCAAACACCCUCCUCAAGCAAAACUGAUGAAAAACUCAAAGAUCGUUCUGCUGGUUCUGUCACUGCGGCACCCGAUAGCAUUCAGAUUCAACCCACUACGUCAUCUGUGGAUGCUCUGAAGGGACAGGAAACCCUGUCACCUGCUGGUUCAUCAGCCAAGUUCAGCUCCUGUAUCCUUGCAGAUAACCCGCUGGUCACUCAGCUUCUGCAGGGCAAAGAAGUUCCAUUGGAGCAGAUCCUCCCUAAAUCGCUUUCCAAGGUGGAAGUGAAGAUGCCAAACUUACCCUCUGGUAGUAAGGGGAAGUCGCCACACUCCGCUGAGCAAAGGGCUGAUAAGCAGAUGUCCCAGCAGUUCAAUACAGCAGGACGAGCAGGAGUUUUCUCCGAAUACACAAGACACCACGGGGAACUUCCUGAUAAGGAGACUCAGGAGCAGAUCCUGCAGGCUCUGAUGCAGAGGAAAGGCCAGCUGAUCCAGCCUUUUGGUGGUAUGGGGCUACAGCAUCAUCAGUACAAAGUCCAUCAGCUGGUGCAUGCAGAAAAGCAUCAGGACCAAUCAAGGAUUUCCGUAGGGUUUCUGGGUCGUAGAAGGAUGCCCAGGCCUGCCAUGACGGGACAUUACCUGCUCAAUGUGUCCACAUACGGCCGAGGACCAGAGGGCAAGAGACUGCAGCAGUCUGUCAUCCCAAACACGUCUGUGUCCAGUUUAAAAAGGGAAAGCACAGAAGGAGAGGAGGCGGUUAAGGAAGAAGAACCAGCCAGGAAAUGUUUCUUUCCUGCUUCUGGAGUUAAAACAGAGCAGCAUGGAUACUCGAUAACCAAGUCUGAUGAAGCAGCGAUCCUUCAGCAUUGCUCCAGUGUAAAGACUGAGCCUGGAUCAGAGCAUAGUGCAGCCGGUGCCGAUAAAAACAGCACCAGUGGGACAGCCAAAGACACCAGCCCCUUUUCUCAAUCACACCGAAGGCACCUCGAACUCCGCAAUAGUAACCAGGGAAACUUCGAGCCAUAUCUUACCCAAGUGGACCCCAGUCACCAGCGGCAGUCUGCCUUUCAGACCCAGAGAACGCUUGAUAAUCAGGAAGUCGUGGCAGCAUCGUGCUACGGUGGCACUAUCAGUAUGUCUGUACCUCACACUUUGAACCACAGCACUGCAGGCAUUGGCUCUUCCACAGCCGCAUCAGAGGCUGAGGGCGGCGGCGUCCACGGGAGCGUCAUGUCUUUCUCAGUGACCGUCACCACCAUACCUGCCGGUCACUCGUUAGACCACGGCAACCAGGGCGAGCCCUCACCCGAGCAGUCGUUCAUCGAGGGCUCCAACAUGGAGGACGUGCAGUCUAAAUGCUACUGCAGACUGAAGGCGAUGAUCAUGUGCAAAGGAUGCGGAGCCUUUUGCCAUGAUGACUGCAUCGGCCCCUCGAAACUGUGUGUGUCAUGUUUAGUUGUACGAUGAUAUGAAAUUACUAAUGAUUUGAAGAUAUCGUGGUUUGAUUUGUAUCGAAGACACAAAGCAGAAGCAGGUCCUUCAGAAUCAAUAUGACAUCGCUGCUGCUGGGAUGAAGCACGUUAGCAACAACCAGCAUGUGGUCGCUGUUGGAAAGGAAAGGAUUUACACUGGAUGUUCUUUUGUUUCACCAACAUCAAUGAACAGUUGUGUCGUGCAGUUUUUUUGGUAGAAAUGUCAAUCAAAUCAGUCUGUUAGAUGUGUGACAAAUAUAAAAGCUGGCAUUGUUUGCACUUGGCUAGGAUUAGU